Molecule: messenger RNA, 1454 nt
Organism: Prosopis cineraria
Lineage: Eukaryota; Viridiplantae; Streptophyta; Magnoliopsida; Fabales; Fabaceae
Exons: 5
Coding region: 96-1310 (404 amino acids)
Source: RefSeq, a predicted model, not a curated record
CCCUGCUUUCCUCUUCUGGUGCUCGCCGCGGUCGUGGAAAGGUCUGGUGUUGCAGGUUGUUCCUGUGUCGGCGGAAGUGCAAACAGAACCGAAGAAUGGGAAAGAGAGAGAAGAAGCAGAAACAUCAAAGAAAUCAUCAUCGUGGUGUCUUUAACUAUUGCCAAGACGAAGAAGAUGAUAACUCCAUUUAUCAGCUCACCCAACCCUACUCUUCCCCUUCCUCUCCUCCCAGGGUUUCUAUCCCUGAUGAAGAAAAGGAGCUUGAAGGAGGAGGAGGAGGAGGUCAUGACGAUGACAACAGUGGUGAAAAAGAAGUUGUAAAUGACGAAACCUCAUCAAAUGACAUACCUUCCAAGUUUCUUCUUUACCAACAAUCUGUACAGUCUCCCAAAGGAGACAUUAGUUAUAUGCAAAAGUUCUUUCUCACGUACGUUGGUGGAAGGAUGCCCCUGCAUCUUCAAGAAGAUUUCUGUGGCACUGCACUUCUUAGUGCAGAGUGGCUCCGUAGUGAUCCAAGAAGGACUGUGGUAGGAUUGGAUUUGGAUCUUGAGGCACUUCAAUGGUGCAUUGAGAACAACAUGCCAAAAGUUGGACCAGAUGGGUUUUCUAGAAUUUCCCUGUUUCAUGGGAAUGUCUUACAACCUCUUCAGUCAAAACUCAUCAUAAGCAGUCCUCAGGAGUUGACGAGGAACAUUACACUAGCAGAUGAUAGAAAGAUUCUGGAGACUGGUAUUCUGGAAGCUAAAAGUCAAGCUGGUUCUGCUGGUCAAGAUGAGUUUAUUAAAAGAAACGUUUCACUGCCUGCAAGAGAUAUUGUGUGCGCUUUUAACUACAGUUGCUGUUGCCUCCAUAAACGAGCAGAUCUGGUUUCAUAUUUUAGGCAGGCUCACUCUGUCUUGUCAACUAAAGGUGGAAUCUUUGUGAUGGAUUUAUACGGGGGUGCAUCUUCAGAGCAUAAGCUUAGGCUUCAAAGGCGAUUUCCAAAUUUUACGUAUGUAUGGGAGCAAGCUGAUUUCGAUAUUAUUGAGAGGAAAACAAGGAUUAGCCUCCAUUUUCAUCUCAAGAAGCAACAGAAAAAGCUUCGCCAUGCAUUUUCCUACAGCUGGAGGCUGUGGACAUUGCCUGAGAUCAGGGACUGCUUAGAAGAGGCUGGAUUCCAGUCUGUUCACUUUUGGCUUCGAAAAAUGCCAGAUACCACUGAGUUUACAAAAACAGAGGGACUUGGGGUGGGGGGGGACGUAAGGUACGAAGAGGCAACAAGUUUCCCACAACAAGACGCUUGGAAUGCCUACAUAAUAGGUGUUGCAUAGCUUCAUUUCAGGUUUACCUUUGCUUCUUUGAAUGACUCAAUCAUUUGAAGCUGAAUCUGAAUUAUAAAGACUAUAAAGUUGUGAGAACCUGAUAAUCAAGAUAUAAAUAUCUGUCCUUAAAUUUUGUGUUUUCUUUUGAAUUAA